AUGCCGCUUUUUUUCAUUCUCCUCCUUCUCAGUUCGAUAUUAGUUGAGAAAAAAGCGAAUGGACAACUAAGUGAGUUUAGAUUUUGACUUUUUGAAUCAUUUGUUAUACUUUCACUUUCUUUUACAGGGCUUUGUGAAGCCGAAGGAUCAUGCCGUCACUGUGCGGACACUCGCUACUCCUACUAUCGUUGCCGCAUGCAGGACGACUGUUUCAUCGGCGAAGUGUGCGAUAAUGGAUUCUGCUGUCCAAACGUUGCGCCGACGUUUUUGUUGCAGAGAGAACGUGAGUUUAUGCCUUCUUUGCAUACUUGUCAAGUUUGGGGACACGUCUCCUCGCGGGCGAUGCUUUCAAAGUGA
Molecule: messenger RNA, 357 nt
Organism: Caenorhabditis sp. 36 PRJEB53466
Lineage: Eukaryota; Metazoa; Nematoda; Chromadorea; Rhabditida; Rhabditidae
Source: the annotation of a GenBank genome assembly